CGACGGUCUCCGCUCAUCCUCUGACCUAUUUUAGCAUGAACCUUAGAAAGAUGAAGGCGCGAAUCUGUCACCCAAGAUAAUCUACUUUCUUCCCAUGCGAAGCAUCCUGUCACGUACGGCAGACUACCUGAUGUUAACACGCACUGCCUACACGGAGCAACAACAGCCUGCUUUCCGUCUCAACCCCAACCAUGUCCGACUACACAUUCAUCGUCACCGCCGGGGCGUUUUUCUGUUUCGCUGUAUACAAGAUCGUCGUGCACAGCAGACGAGUAAAACUGCGGGGGCCGCCGUCUCCCAGCUUUGUCUUUGGUCACACCCAACUGGUCGCCGCUGCUCAAAGUCCUGCCGAGUUGUAUAGCAAAUGGUCUCAAGAAUACGGAUCCAUUUUCCAGAUUCGUGGCCCUUUUGGAUCGUGUCGACUGAUAGCUUGUGACCCUCGAGCCAUCGCGCAUAUCUACGCGUUGGACUCCUGGAAGUACUGUCACUCACCUCUCGCGCUCAAACAACUGACCAGUCUGACUGGCCCUAUGAGCUUGAUUGAGACAUUGGGAGCGGAACAUAAUCUACAGAGAAAGAUUUUUAGUCCCCUCUUUGGGCCGGCGGCUCUCCAAAGCUACACGGGAUGGAUUAACGACUGCGGGCAUAAAAUCAGUUCCGCCUGGCAAUCCGAGCUCCAGAGCAGUUCCGAGCAAGAAAUAAUGGUCGACCUUUCUACUUGCAUCAACAACUUUACAUUCGAUUUGAUAGGCUUGAUUGCUUUCGCACAUGAAUUCAAAUCACUAGAUGGAGAGCCCUCCCCGGUCUCGUCGGCACUGAGUGCCUUGGGUCACGCCAAACCGUCUCCUGCAGCAAUGAAGAUCCUCCUUGCCGCCCAAGCCUUUCCAUCACUGCUGAAGUUGCCUCUCCCUCGGAGCAUUCUGGUUAACAAUCUUUCUGACGCUAUGGAUGCCGUUGUCGAAGGAAUGGUGCAAAAAUCCGGCACUGAUGGACCAAACAAGUCUGUUCUGGGUGUGCUAUUAACAAGCGGACAGUUUUCUCCUGCUCAGAUUCAAGUUCACGCCAAAUCCUUCCUCCUGGCUGGAUUUGCAACAACUUCGAGUUCAAUAAAGGUGAGAUUUUCGUGACGAAAUUCAGUGACUAACGUCGGAAAACACCAGUGGGCCCUCGUCGAACUUUCCAUGCAUCCGGAGAAGCAAGACCGCCUUCGCACCGAGCUUUCUGUCUUCAGGGACCAAGACCCCUCCUAUGAUGCGCUCGCCACUGGAUUUGCUUACCUGGAUGCUGUUCUACGCGAAACAUUACGACUUCACCCGGUCUUGAGUGACUCGACUCGUGUGGCUCUCGAGGACGACGUGAUUCCGCUCUCUCGGCCUGUUCAGACAGCGUCGGGCGCCUACGUCGAUAAACUGCCCAUCGCCAAGGGAACCCAUAUCACGACCUCGUUUUUCUUCACGAGCCUCUCCAAAUCCGUGUGGGGCGCCGAUGCAUCUGAGUUCAAGCCUGAGAGAUGGCUCGAUGAUUCGAUUCCCGCUUCAGCCAAAGAAUUUCCCGGUUACUCUCACACAAUGGCUUUUCUCGACGGGCCCCGGACGUGUCUCGGAAAGGGCCUUGCGCUGCUUGAGCUGAGGAUGCUGCUGUCGUUGCUCGUCAGCCGAUACAGCUUUUCUCCCAAGCACGGUCCGCAGACCAAGUUCGAACGCGCUUUCUAUCUUGGGCCGCAUCCAAAGGUGGCGGGAGAACCGGGUGCAGAGCUGCCCAUCCGUGUGAAACCAGUUGUUUGAAGUUCGCUGCGUACAUAUUUCUGAAUGACACUAUGUAUGUAAUGCAGGUCCGCACAUGAUGACGAUGAGGCCAUCUUGCCGCCUGACACAUCUUAUAACGAGGCGCCGAUACCGUUGCGGUGACCGGGGGCUGAUUCACAUGCAGCGGGAGAAGAGAAUGGAGACUCAGACAGUGGUAACACAUCUGCCAGAAACGUGGAAGGAGAAACGGGACGGAGACUAUGUACUCCCGGGCUCUACCCUGCUCUACCGUUUCCAAGGUCCCCAUUUCUGUCUUUUUGUCCUCACCAGGACUUCGCGUUGUGAUUGAUGAAACCAGUGUCCGAAUCAGGCGCAUAGCCUUGAAGACAUGACCGCGGAUAUGCUGGCUGCGGGGUCGACUCAGCGCCGCCUGUGUGCCGGUAGGAGAGAAGCACUAGUGGAGGAAGGAAGUAUGUUCUCAGGCUUGAGUCUCUCAUCAAACACGGCGACUAUCGAGCCUUCAUGAUCAGCCGUCCAAACGCGCACCCUCCUGCCCUUACCUCCUCCUCCUUCAAACAGAGAUGGCGACCUCCCAGAAGAAAAACGACGACAAGCAGAGCGGUCAGCCUAUUGACGACAGCGGCUCACACUGCUCGCACUCAUGACAUUGGACUUUGCAGUGGUCGUGGUCGGGGGUGGCUCAGCCGGCGUUAACAUCGCUCGCGCGCUCUCGGCCAAGCUAGACAGCAGCAAGUUUGAACUUGUUCUUAUCAACCCCCGGCCGUACCGCAUCAUACUCCCCGCGGCCUUGCGCAUGGUGGUCUCCGACGUUGACAAUCUGGACACCACUGCCCUCGUCCCGUACGACAAACUGUUUCUCAAGAACAACGGCACAUUUCUGCAGGAUGAAGUGGAGCUCAUUCAACAGGAGCGUGCUGGGUCUGGGGGCAUGCUGGUCUGCAAAAGCGGGAACAGAGUUCCGUACGACGUCCUCGUACUUGCCACCGGGAUGAACUGGACUGAUCCGAUCGCCUUCCCGGAUACUGCUGCUGAUGUCAGAGCGUACAUCGACGCAGCCCGCGCCAAAUUCUCGACGGCGAACAGCUAUCUUAUCGUUGGGGGUGGUGCCGUCGGAUGCGAGCUUGCUGGUGAAUUGAAGGACGCAUGGCCGACCAAAGAUGUGGCUCUUGUUCACAGUCAGCGAUUGCUUCUCAACGACACGUACCCGGACAAAUAUCGCGAGCGGGUGGCUCGCGAGCUGGAAGCGCGAGCAGUCAAGAUCCAUCUCGGCGACGUCGUCCCAGUGACUGCCAACUCAGAAUCUGAUAAGGUUGUGUCAGACAACAGCCAAACCUUCCAAGUUGACAUGGUCAUCAGAACAGCUGGGGCCGCGCACCCAAACACCGGCUUCAUCAACAGUCUGGGCGGUGAUGUUCUCACUUCACGCGGAUUUGUCAAAGUUCGACCGACACUGCAAACUGUCGAUUUCCCCAACAUAUUCGCGGCGGGCGACAUCAUCGAAUGGAAAGAAGAGAAACAAGCGGUCAAAUGCAUGGCCCAGGCUCCGGUCGUCGCCAACAAUGUCCUGAGCUACCUGCAAGGAAUGCCCCUCAAGAAAACCUAUUCGACCUCGUUCGAAGGUGUCGUGCUGACCAAUGGCAAGUUCGGAGGCGUCAGCUACUUCGAUGUGCUGUGGGGAAUCACGAUCGGUUCCUGGCUGACGAGCCUCUUGAAAUCCAAGUCUCUCCUCGUACCUCUGUUGCGCAAAGAAUCAGGAAUGUAGAAAGCGAUGCGAGAAUAUGCAGCACUAGUAACAGCGACGUAUUACAUGAUGUGGUUCCGAGUCCCAACAAGUUAGUAUACCCUGACCCUGCAAUCUUCAUGGAUUUUUGAGCAGAUACAACUCGUACUGCUUUGGCGUGAAUGUUUUCUUCCAACGAAAGGAUUAGGAUGAGCGCGUCAUCAUCGGCAAAGAACCAGACCUGGGAAAACGCGUGCAUCUGGGCUAUCUCCUCCUUCAACAGCUGGUUGACUAGAUCUCAUUUUAGUGGACUCGGUAUUGAGCACGCGCCACACGCACUCCAACGGUGCCUGACGAGCGUAGACUUCCCCUCAAAGUCUUCACUGACGAGUAGGAUGGCGUAGUUUUCCCCGCAUCCGCUCGAUUGGUCCUCGAUCUCGAUGUGCGUGCAGUUCAAGUGUCUGCGGAUCGCAGCCUCCAAAUUGACUGUGUCUAUCGGCAUACUGGCAAUCGAUGAGUUGAAAACCACAACGGGGACUGCGGACGGACGGGGAGAGGGAAGGAGUGAACCAAUCUGAUAAGAUGCCAUGGACCAUGACAAAGCGUGUGGCUAUGCUCGGCCAUCAUCUAUGAUGUAUUGAUUGCUGCCCCCACCUGAACACGACUCCAAUGCCCGUUUCCCGACAUACUAAGCGUAUCAAGAAAGACACGUCCUCCAACGUGGAGGACGACGCUUGGGAGGACGUCGAUGAGGAACAGGAGAUGCAAUCGCUCGACGCGAGGCAGGAGAUGGAGCUUUUCGAUGAGGACGAUAUCUUUCUUACAUCGCAGACGCAGGGGAUACCCAUUAACUAUUCCCGAACUCCCACACCACGCAAGCGCCGGCAUAAGAAAGAAUUCGUCGCUUCCCCAGGCCCCCCGAGGAAAACAUGCACGCCUCCAGUACAGAGUCCAUCCCUGACUCCGACCCCCAGCUUGACCCCCCUCGUUACCAAGAAAGAUGUACUCGACGGAGGGGCGUUUGUAGGCUGGUACUUCCUCGAUGUGUUCAGGCGGGCGAUUAUGCUUCUCCGGAUCCCUUUGUCUGCACUGCUUUUCCUAUGGAUGCUGGCAUUCCUGAUCGGGCUCAUGUCGCAUAGCAUACGAGCUGCGUUUCGUCCUUUGUGCUUCAUCCCAGGGCUUGGUAGCUCCUCCCUGUGUAGGCCCCACGGAGCUGCACCGACUCAGAGCGCACCUAGAUGGGCCGACUUUCCGUCGCUGGUCGACAUGCAAAGUGCCACGGUUGACCAGCUACUUGACGAAACCAGCUCGGGGUCGGCACUGGCCCUGCAAAUCAAGAAGGCGGAGAUGGCGACGACGGAUCUCGUCACCCUUGUGGGCGUCAGCGAGCUCCGGAGUCGCGAUAUACUGAGUGAUGCCCUGCGAACCUUCGUCGACGAUGCGCGAACGACCGGAAGGUCCUUGAAUAAACUUAGCUCCAAGGUAUCUGGAGCAGUCGACGGCAUCAUGGCGGUCAAUGACUACGCGCUUCUAACUAUUGAAGGAGCACAUCAGAAACCGGCUCCCCCAAUCUGGGGAUCACUCAUUCCUUGGAAGUCUUCGACAUCCAAGACAGCCAUCAUCUUGGAUGCAUUCGAAGAUUCGAUGAACUACCUCUCGUUUACCUUGCAGCGGCUAGUCGUCGAGUUUGAAUUGAGCAUGCGCAAUCUGGACAAUCUAGAGGAGAAGCUGUCUGUGCUGCACGAGAUGGUCACGCGAGAGGACGUGUCUCUGUCGAGCGCGAAAUCCGAGCUGCUCAGCGAGCUAUGGACUAUUCUAGGCGGGAACCGUCGGAAGCUGCGGGGCUACGAGAAUCAUCUGGGUUUGCUGAAAGGUCUGGGCCAGUAUCGCAAGCAGGCGCUGAUGCACGUGGUCUCUGCCUUGCAGGCUUUGACCCAGAUGAGCGAGGACAUCGAGAACUUGCGCGAGAGACUAGCCGCCCCGGAGCUGACGGGGUCGCGAAUCCCUGUCGAAGUGCACAUCAAGAGCAUCCAGAGUGGACUGGAGCGGAUCAAAGAGGGUAGGGCCAAAGCUAAGGAGAAGGAGACCGAUGCUGUGAGACGGAUCUUGGGAUCGGACGCAGCAUGAUUUGUUGUAUAGUCUCUCUGUUGUAUGUAUGUAUGUUGUAAAUCGCGUGUAACUAGAUCACAUAUGGAACUAGAUCACAUACGGAUUUGCGUUGGGCACCGACUCGAAAUGAGUCCGGGGCUUGCAGUUUUUGGCACUGAGCAGACAACUAGCAACGGCCUGGCCGGCAUCCAGUCCCUCGAAAUAGGCUCCGUGCAGGAAACCAAAGUACUUCUGACUCAUCGCCUCUCCCGCAAACCAGAGGCGGUCGCUGACGGUCGCCCUGAGGUUCGUGUGGUGUCUGCUGACGAAGCUGGAGGGCCAGUUCGAGUAGCUGCCGCGAUACAGCGGAUCGGCAUUCCACCGCGGGAACAUGAAAGCGAUCGGGUCGGGGAUGGUGAUGUUGGGGAACAUCGUGCGCAGGACAGCCAUCGACUCGGCUUGGACCUGCUUGUCCGACAGCGCCUCCACGCGCUUCGAGUAGUCGCCCGUGACCGUGACGAAGAUGAUGCCCGAGCCCGGCAGAAAGCCGGGCAGAUCGAGCCCUUGCCAGACAGGAUACUUCCCCCGUUCGGUGUCGGCAUACAAGGCAAACUGGCUGUCGAACCAGAACUUUUUCUCGAAUUGCAGGAAGAUCUUGGUGUACGUGGCCUGCCCGGUGGAUGUUAGAAUGACCUCUUUCGCAUGACAGUGAAAGGACGUACCAUGGUCAUACUCUGGAUGGCCUCCUCCUUCCAUUCAGGCAAGGCAGGCUCGAAGACCACAUCUUCAUUCUGGAGAACCCCGACACUAAAGGUCGAGAUGGCAUACUCAGCGGUGAUCCUGGUGCCGUUGGCGAGCGUGACCGCCACACCAUCCUUCGAGUAGGUCACAGCGCGUACAGUAGUAUUGAGCCGGACUUGUUCGGGCUUCAGAAAUGAUUGUGCCUCCCCUUGGAUGAGGUGUUUGAAGCCGCGCUGGUCGAUGGCCAACUCGUUGUCUGCCGAGAAGCCGCCUUGAUCGACAUCAAACGUAAAGUUGUUGGCCUGCGUUGAUAAGAUAGGACAGCGGGGCCGAGAGAUAAGAUAAGACACCCACCCAAGAUGAUGCGAUCCACGACGUUUGUUCAGGCGUUUGCGCGUAUUCCCAGUCC
Molecule: messenger RNA, 6724 nt
Organism: Mycena citricolor
Lineage: Eukaryota; Fungi; Basidiomycota; Agaricomycetes; Agaricales; Mycenaceae
Source: the annotation of a GenBank genome assembly